This is a messenger RNA of Nilaparvata lugens (brown planthopper), 1462 nucleotides long. RefSeq names its product protein ABHD11. The coding region runs from base 424 to 1374 and encodes 316 amino acids. The transcript has 6 exons. The record is from RefSeq and is a predicted model, not a curated record. NCBI's taxonomy places the organism in Eukaryota, Metazoa, Arthropoda, Insecta, Hemiptera, Delphacidae. Gene Ontology annotation, cellular component: mitochondrion.
UUCAUAUUUUUGUCACGGUGUCGCGGUUUUUUACAUAUAAGCUGUGCCAACAUUUGAAUAAUAAAAUAGAAUUUAGUUGGAGAAAUCCAUGCAAUUCUUAGUUCAAUGAGGAGAAAAAAGAAUAGUUAAGAAAAAAAUGAAAUCCAAAAUUAUUUGACACUUAUAUUUAAAUACUUUUAAAUAAUUGAAAAAGGUUAUACAAUGUAAAGUCGAGAGUACUCAGCUGUUUAGUCGCUGAAGCUGUCUGCUGAAAAAUCGGCGUUCUUGCUCUUGGAAAAAUAUUAACCUCUCUUUAAGAAUAUCAUGUUUUUGUACCAUAAUUUCUAAGAUUUGAUGAUUAUUGUUUUUGUUUAUCACUUGUUUAAUAAAUUAUAAAAUCUAGUGCGUUUAUAUUAUCAAGUGCCGUGUUCUUUCAUCUUUACAAUGAGAAAAAUAACAAUUGUUGGUCAAAUGAUUUCAAAAAAUUAUAAGUUCCUAUGCCCAUUACUUUCUUGUUGUGAGAGCAAUAAAAUUAGAAGAUUUUUGAGCAAUGAAAACAGAUCAGGCCCAAUUAAAAUGUCAUAUAAAGAGUUUGGAGAAUCACACACAACGUCCGAUGUACCUAUAGUCAUCAUGCAUGGUCUAUUUGGUUCAAAAAUGAAUUGGAAUUAUGUAUCAAAAGAAAUUCAUACAGCCUUGCAAAGAAAGGUGUUCACUGUCGAUGCACGGAAUCACGGUGACAGCCCGCAUACACCAGAUCACAGUUAUCUACUUCUUGCUCAAGAUUUGAAAGCAUUUCUUCAAGAAAGAAACAUUGAUAAAGCUGUCCUGAUUGGCCAUAGCAUGGGUGGAAGAGCUGUGAUGUAUUUCACUCUUACAAACCCGCAUCUAGUUGACCGACUAGUAGUAUGCGACAUUUCACCAGUUGGCACUGGUCGUGGGUUCCAAGAAAUGAACGAUAUCAUCCAAGCAAUAAGGGAUGUCAAUCUGAACGAACUAGCAAAUCUGAAGAAUAUUUCCCAAGCCAGAAUGAGAGCAGAGAAACUAAUAACAGAAAAAUUGAAACUGGAUAGAAGAAUAGCCAACUAUCUAGUAACUAAUUUGAGGGAAGAUGGAUCAGGAGGCUAUUCAUGGAGAGUAAAUCUAGAUGCUAUUCAUAAGAAUUACGAUCCCCAUAUCACCGUAUUUCCACUACCAGAAAAUGCACACUACGAUGGACAAACCCUGUUCGUUGUUGGAAAACAGGGUGAUUUUGUCAAACCAGAAGAGCACGACGAAAUCAGAAGGAUAUUUCCCAAAGUGAAAUUCUUGGAAUUGGAUGCUGGUCAUUGGGUUCAUGCAGAUAAACCGCAGGAAUUUAUUGCAGGCGUUUGCGAUUUUCUCAAAAGCAGCUGAAGAUUAUGUUAUAGGACUUGAUACACUCAUAUCCUAGUCACAAGUUAUAUGUUACAUUUUUAAAAAUUAUAUUUUUGUUGAAUUGUAA